Messenger RNA from Siniperca chuatsi (mandarin fish), 4084 nucleotides. RefSeq names its product E3 ubiquitin-protein ligase TRIM39-like. The coding region runs from base 1508 to 3226 and encodes 572 amino acids. NCBI's taxonomy places the organism in Eukaryota, Metazoa, Chordata, Actinopteri, Centrarchiformes, Sinipercidae. The record is from RefSeq and is a predicted model, not a curated record. Gene Ontology annotation, molecular function: protein binding. The transcript is spliced from 6 exons.
CCACAUAGUAUUUUUUCAUCAUAUUACACUCUUUAAAUAUGUUUCUUUUAAAGAGAAACUGAUGUUAUUACUUUAACCCUUUUUACCUCAGUUGACUGCUGGUUAAUACCAGUAGUGCCUCUUCUGUUACUUUAUAGUGUGCAGCACUUAACUUUAAAAUAUGCUAAAUUGAACUCCAGUGUGAUCACUUGUGGUGAUUUAGACUGGGUUUGUUUGUCCCUUAAGUCUCAACACUUUCGUAAUUUUCUGCUAUUGGGAUUUAGCGCACACACACACACACACACACACAAGGCUGAAUUAUCCAGAAGGUGUGUCACUGGUAAUAGCUGCAGUAUCCUUGUUGUGCAGAAAGGAAAAGAAAAGAUUUUGUCAUCAUGACUUUUGAAAUCUUUCCAGUAAAAACCUAAAUAAGUAAUGAGACAUAAAGUAAUCUAUAAUUUUUAUUACCUGUACAAGCAAACCUGUGUCCUGAGCCCUGCUGUUCAUGCAGUCGCUUUUCAUAAUAGAGGCGAGUAACUAGUUACAACAGACAUACAACAGUGGUGUCUCCUGAAGAUGCAUUAGGGGUUAACCUGCACGUGGACACAGGGGUGCUGAUAUUAGCUCACUGGUCUUUGCUUAAAAUUUUCAAACUGGAGAGACAUAGUGACUCUUUACUUUAUAUUGUAGUUGAAGUUUUUUCUCACUUGUAGAACACAAUCAUGGGUGGAAAAGCAGUUCUGAAAUCCAAAACUCACAUCUGGUGAAAAAAAAUCAUUGAAUUAGUGCAAUUAAAUGACCAUAUUUUCAGACCUCUGUAACUAUAAUAUUUCAUUUUCUUUAUGGGUCAGCAGAUAACAGAACACAAUACUAGAAGCAAACAUUAAAAAGUUGCAACGUAUAAGUAAUCAGUGUACAUGUUGCCCAUCAGAGUAGGUUGAUAACCCCGUAUGUUAAAUCUGUUUAAUUGUCAGCUUGCUGACUUUGCAAAUUAGAAAGCAAGUACUUACGCACAUAUAAAGCACAAGUAUAUUAAACUUCAACAAUUUGAUCAAUUAACAACUGACAAUUCAAAGCAAGACUAUGUAACUUUUGAAAGAGGAAAUAACACAUUCUCACUCUUCCUCUUAACUGAAUUAAGCAAUAAUCACUGCCUUGCUCAGUUGUCUUUUUUACACUCUCUCGCUUUUGCUGCUACAACCUUACUUGGUCUGGUGUGACCAGUAGCUCAUAGCUAAUGUUAGCAAACAUUAACAGUUGUUAACAGUCAGUUCACUGACUCUAUUACUCUUGUCUACUUGUAAUAUUGUUACACUAUGUUUUACCAUUAUCCUGUAAUUGUCACCUUUGGCAACAGUGAACGCUGUUCGACCAAAGUUACAUAGUCUCUUUGCUUUAAGUAAUCAGUUAUUCAGUUGUUAUUCAUCAAAAUAUCUGCAGUUAACGUUUUUGAAAUGCCAGUACAUGUUAAUCUGAGACAUAUUACAUUUCUAGUUAAGUAACCUCAUGAUACUCCCUUCAAGCAGAUAUGGCCUCCACUCAAGCAUCACCCAGUAAGACCUGCUCACUGGAGAACCAUCUAAUUUGCUCCAUCUGCAUAGAUCCAUUUACGGAUCCUGUCACUACAGCUUGUGGCCACUCCUUUUGUAAAAAAUGUCUGGACCGCAACUUUAGGGUCAAUGACACAAUGUGCCCCCUAUGCAAGCAGCAUCAGAGCAAAACCCCAGAUGUGAACAUCAUCUUGAGAAACAUUGUUGAACAGGUGAAAAAGACCCAGGAGAAAGAUGAUGAUGAGUACACAGGGGAGCCUGGUGAAGUGGCCUGUGACAUUUGCACAGAGCGAAAGCUGAAGGCUAAGAAGUCCUGCCUUGUGUGUCUUGCCUCGUAUUGUUCGCCCCAUCUGGAGAAUCAUUCUUCAACUAAAAGGUUGAAGGGCCACAAGUUGGUGGAACCUGUGGAGAACUUGGAUGAGAGGGCCUGUCUGCAGCAUGGACGCCCCUUGGAGCUGUACAGCAGGAAGAAGGAGAAAUGCAUUUGUGUAUGUUGUAUGGAAGAAGGUCAGGAGGAGAUUGUUUCUACUGAAGAUGAAUGGAACAAGAAGAAGGCUAAGCUUGAAAACACCAAGACAGAGUUACAACAGAAAAUUAAGAAGAGGAAAACACGUUUGGAUGAGAUUAAUACAUCUCUAAAGAGCUGCAAGGACCAGAUUGAUAAUGAGUGGUGGGAUAUUGAGAAUGUGUUCGCAGCUGUGAUUGCCAUUGUGGAGGUUGCCCAGGCAACAGCUCUUCAGCCACUAAAGGACAGGAGGCAGGUUGUGGAGAAAGAGGCAAAAAACCUCAUAGAUGAGCUGGAAGCAGAGAUCGACAGACUGGAGAAGACCAUCUCUGAGCUAGACGAUAUAUCUAUGCUUGAGGAUCACAUCUUUUUCCUGCAGAGUUACCCAUCUCUUCAAGACCCGGACAACUUCAAAGACUGGACAGAGAUAGAGCUUGACACAUUGCUAUCUUUUGGCACCAUGAGAAAAACCAUAACUACCAUGUUGGAAGAAAUUCAACAGGAACUGGAGAAGCUGACCUCCACUGAACUUCAGAGAGUUCUAAAGUUUACAGUGGAUGUAAAGCUGGAUCCAGCCACCGCGCACCAACGCCUUGUUCUUUCUGAUGAUGGGAAGGAAGUGAAAGAUGGAGGAGAGGGUCAGGAAGUAGACGAUGCUCCGGAGAGGUUUAAUCUGUUUGCAAGCAUCCUGGGGAUCAACAGGUUGACCUCUGGGAAGUCAUACUGGCAGGUGGAGGUCGGCAACAAGACGGGGUGGGACCUGGGUGUGGCAAGAUGCGAUGCAAACCGCAAAGGAAAACUCUCGCUGAACCCAGACAACGGUUACUGGGUCACUGUACAUUAUGAAGAUGAAAAGUACGCAGCCAUGACAGCACCACCAAUUCGUCUUUCCCUGAAAGAGAAACCUGAGAAGGUGGGAGUGUUCGUGGACUACGAGGAAGGGCUUGUGUCCUUCUAUGAUGUGACGGCUCAAUCUCACAUCUAUACAUUUAUUGAGUGUUCGUUCAAUGACGUGCUCUUCCCAUAUUUCAGUCCACAUGCAAAACAAGAUGAGAAAAACACUGAUCCUUUGAUUAUUUCUUCUGUGAAACACUGUGAGCAGGACAUCGACAUCAUGGAUAUGUCCGAAGAAUGUGAGAGUUUUCUAGGAGAGGGGGUAGCAGGGGUAGUCCAACCAAAGGCAGUGGUGUAACUAAAUACACCACAAAACAAUGAGUGCAUUUAUUGAUUAUAUUACUUAACUGUAUAAUGUCAUUGUAUUUUAGGUAUGCUGUGGAGUUUCUGACCGCUAGUACUGUUAUGGAGAAAUAUUUUUACAAGCACAUGCAUGAGGACGCACAUAUUUGCAUGAGAAUUUUGGUGGGGGGAUACACACUUCUGCCAUUGGCUUCACACUACUGAUGUAUAGGUGACAGUGACAUGCCAAGAAACAGCAGCAAUGCACCAGCAAAGACAGAGAAGAAGAAGACUGCUAGCUAGCAAACAUGGAUGUAACCAAUCCAGGUUUUUAAAUUUUCAAAAAAAUUGUCUGAAAAUUUAACACAUUUGCUAGGCCUCAAGGACACAAAAUACACAGUUUGGUGAGUAAUACAAUGUAAACAAUAAACUUUGGUUACAAGAAAACUCCACAGGACACAUUAAAGUGUAGUUUUGCUGUAUCUAAAUUUCAUCUACUGAGAAGUCAAACAUUUGCUUUAACAGAUUAAUUUGAACUGUGACUAUUUAGCUUUUUUUUAAAAAUAUGAAUGAUGAGUUGUACAGAUUUAAAGAACAGUAAACCUCAGAAACUACAAUAAUUGCUAAACUCCAGGAAAUUUGAAAAACUCAACUUGAUCCGGGUAUGGCCAAUAGCUCACUGAGAAUAUACUGUAUGAAUGUAAUUUAUGCCUGGGUGGAUGAUAUAAUAAAAUUUAAGGAUAAUGUGACUUUACAUGCUGUACACUAUUUCAGUGUUGAAAUGUUUAAGAGUUUAUAUUUUUUCCUUUUAUGAAAAUGUCAAACCCCAAACACUGUACUUAAAACAAUAAAGUGAAUUUUGGAGUAAAAAUAA